AUGGGGCAGACACCGAGCACUCCGCUUUCCGACUGUCUCAACGCCGUCUGUAAUGGCCGCAACGACUGCGUCGCGUUUCCCGAUCAUCCGCUUUACCAAGCAUCUUGGGUGAACCGAUAUAACCUCGAGAUCCCGGUGGAGCCGAUUGCGGUGACGAGGCCGGACAACGCCCAAGAUGUGUCGGGUUUUAUCAAGUGCGCCGUCGCGAACAACAUCAAGGUUCAGCCAAAAUCCGGCGGUCAUUCCUAUGCGAAUUAUGGUCUCGGAGGACAAGAUGGUGAACUUGUUAUCGACCUCGUAAAUCUUCAGAACUUCUCCAUGGACACCAACACGUGGCAAGCUUCCAUCGGUGGGGGUACUAGGCUUUCCGAUGUGACCACUAAGCUUCAUAACAACGGCAAGCGUGCCAUAUCCCACGGAACGUGUCCCGGCGUUGGUAUUGGUGGACAUGCUACUAUUGGUGGACUUGGACCUUCGUCACGUAUGUGGGGAUCAUGUCUCGAUCACGUUAUCGAAGUUGAAGUAGUUACCGCAGAUGGCUCUAUUAAAAGAGCUAGCGAGAAGGAGAAUAGUGAUCUCUUCUUCGCAUUAAAAGGAGCAGGCGCAGGUUUCGGUGUCAUCACAGAGUUCGUCGUCAAGACGCACCCCGAACCUGGUAACGUCGUGCAGUACUCAUUCUCACUAACCUUCUCUAAGCCCACCGACUUGAUACCUGUCUACCAACAAUGGCAGGACCUUAUCUCGGAUCCUAACUUAGACCGACGAUUCGGUACUGAAUUUGUGAUGCAUGAGCUUGGUGCUGUCAUCACUGCCACGUUUUACGGAACAGAAGAUGAGUGGAAAGCUACUGGCAUUCCCGACAAGAUUCCUGUUGGAAAUGUAUCGGUAGUUGUCGACGACUGGUUAGCCGUGAUCGCGCAACAGGCCGAGGAUGCCGCCCUCUGGCUUUCGGAACUCCAUGUCGCAUUCGCUGCUAAGAGUUUAGCUUUUCGUCGAGAUGAAUUGCUAUCUCCGGAUACGAUCUCUAAGCUGAUGAAAUACAUCGAGGACGCGAAACGAGGCACACUUAUUUGGUUCCUGAUCUUCGAUGCUAGCGGCGGUGCUGUUAGCGACAUUCCAAUGAAUGCGACCGCAUACUCCCACCGAGACAAGGUCCUGUUUGCUCAGGGAUACGGAAUCGGUAUUACUACCGUGAACCAGGACACGAAGGACUUCAUGAACGGCAUCAUGACCACAAUCAAGAGCGGUUCUGCGCAGACUUUGACAACAUACCCCGGAUACGUCGAUCCAUCGUUAACAGAUGCUCAGGCAUCGUAUUGGGGCCCGAACCUAGAUGCUUUAGGAGUUAUCAAAUCGAAGUGGGACCCAAAUGAUUUGUUCCACAACCCGCAGAGCGUGAGGCCGGCAGAGACUGAUUAG
Messenger RNA from Daldinia caldariorum, 1419 nucleotides. RefSeq names its product putative glucooligosaccharide oxidase. The coding region runs from base 1 to 1419 and encodes 472 amino acids. The transcript has 5 exons. NCBI's taxonomy places the organism in Eukaryota, Fungi, Ascomycota, Sordariomycetes, Xylariales, Hypoxylaceae. The record is from RefSeq and is a predicted model, not a curated record. Gene Ontology annotation, molecular function: FAD binding; oxidoreductase activity.